Messenger RNA from Geodia barretti, 264 nucleotides. The record is from the annotation of a GenBank genome assembly. NCBI's taxonomy places the organism in Eukaryota, Metazoa, Porifera, Demospongiae, Tetractinellida, Geodiidae.
AUGUACAUCAUUCUCGUCUACGAUAUUCAAGUUGCGCGUGUCGCAAAGGUUUGUAAGUACCUCCGCCAACAUCUCAAUUGGAUCCAGAACUCGGUUUUUGAGGGACAGUUAACCAAAGCGCAGCUCGCACGCGUCAAGUCAGGGUUAGCAGCACUUACUAACCCUGAAUAUGACUCUAUCAUUAUUUAUCAAUUGCGGGAUGCACGCUGGAUGAAUAAAGAGGUUAUGGGAGUAGAUAAAAACCCCGCAACGAACCUACUCUAA